Molecule: messenger RNA, 360 nt
Organism: Staurois parvus
Lineage: Eukaryota; Metazoa; Chordata; Amphibia; Anura; Ranidae
Source: the annotation of a GenBank genome assembly
AUGCAGACUGCUUCUACAAGCAUUUGUAAAAGAAUGGGUCGCUCUCAGGAGCUCAGUGACUUCAAGUGUGGUAUCGUGAUAGGUUGCCACCUGUGCAAUAAGUCCAUCCAUGAAAUUUCCUUGUUACUAAAUAUUCCACAGUCACCUUUUAGUGGUAUUAUAACAAAGUAGAAGCAACUGGGAACAACAGCAACUCAGCUACGAAGUGAGCUUGGUCAGCGCAUGCUGAAACACACAGUGCGCAGAAGUCGCCAACUGUCUCCAGAGUCAAUAGCUAAAGACCUCCAAACUUCAUGUGGCCUUCAGAUUAGCACAACAGCAGUGCAUAGAGAGCUUCAUGGAAUGGGUUUCCACUGCCAA